AUGGAGGGCGAAAUGGAUGAGGAGAUGCUGCACCAGCUGUACCUGUGGGUGGACAACAUCCCCCUGUCCCGGCCCAAGCGGAACCUCUCGCGGGACUUCAGUGACGGAGUACUGGCUGCUGAGGUGGUGAAGUUUUACUUCCCUAAGAUGGUGGAGAUGCAUAACUAUGUUCCAGCCAAUUCUGUACAGCAGAAAGUUAACAACUGGGUGCACCUGAAUAGGAAGGUGCUGCACAAGCUGAACUUCUCGGUCCCGGAGGACGUGAUCCAGAAGAUCGCUCAGUGCUCCCCCGGGGUGGUGGAGCUGGUGCUGCAGCCGCUGCGCGAGAGGCUGGAGGAAAGGAAGCGGAAGAGACAGGGGGUUGGCUCCUCCCAGGAGCUGGGUCCCCUGGAAGGCAGUAGCUACAUGGAUAUGGGUACGCUCACGUCCCUGGGCGGCUUCUCCUCCUUCUCUAACUAUGCCCCGUGUUUCUCCCAGAAGAAUCAAACCACUGUAGAUGGCCGGAAAGCUGGGCAGCUCAGGGCAGGCAAGUCUCUCCCUACAUAUAGCCAGACCUUGCAGGUGGAACCAAAUUUUCUAGUGCAGAUGGCUGAGAAGGAACAAGAGUUGCUGGCCUCGCAGGAGACAGUUCAGGUCCUUCAGAUGAAGGUGCGACGCUUGGAACAUCUACUCCAGCUCAAAAAUGUCCGCAUUGAUGAUCUGAGUCGACGCCUCCAGCAGGCCCAGCGCAAGCCGCGGUGA
Gracilinanus agilis (Agile Gracile Mouse Opossum) is the source of this 741-nucleotide messenger RNA. RefSeq names its product sperm flagellar 1 (gene SPEF1). The transcript is spliced from 7 exons. Bases 1 to 741 code for a protein of 246 amino acids. Gene Ontology annotation, molecular function: microtubule binding. NCBI's taxonomy places the organism in Eukaryota, Metazoa, Chordata, Mammalia, Didelphimorphia, Didelphidae. Gene Ontology annotation, cellular component: axoneme. The record is from RefSeq and is a predicted model, not a curated record. Gene Ontology annotation, biological process: regulation of cytoskeleton organization.